ACUCUGAGGGCGGCUGCUCUCUCCCUCCCUCUCUCUCUCUCUCUACCCUCUUCCUCUCAGACUCUUCAUCAUGGCGUCCUCCCUGAUCGGUCGUCACUUUGCAGUCUCUCUUCACAGAAACGUCCGUCUCAGUGCUCCAGCCUGUAGGUAUGUCAGUAAAGCAGCACCAAAGACUGAGCAGGACUAUGACUACAGUGGACCCUCCAUGAAAACCAGCGUACCUGGACCCAGAUCCCAGGAGUUGACCAAACAGCUGGGAGAAAUCCAGAAUGUUGGGGCCAUAAAUUUCUUCUGUAACUACGAGGAGAGUCGGGGGAACUACCUGGUUGACGUGGAUGGAAACAGAAUGUUGGACGUCUACACACAGAUCUCCUCCAUCCCUAUUGGUUAUAACCAUCCAGCUCUGCUCAAACUGAUGUCCAACCCAAACAACCUGAGCACCCUGGUGAACCGGCCUGCCCUCGGCAUCCUACCUCCAGAGAACUUUCCAGAUAAAAUCACAGAGAGUCUGCUCUCGGUGGCGCCCAGUGGGAUGUCUCGAGUUCAGACGAUGGCGUGCGGCUCGUGCUCCAAUGAGAAUGCUUACAAAGCCAUGUUCAUCUGGUACAGGAAUAAGGAGCGAGGUCACAGCGGACCGUCUGAUGAAGAUCUGAGCAGCUGUAUGAUCAACAAGAGUCCUGGAUGUCCUGAGCUCAGUAUUUUAUCUUUCAUGGGAGGUUUCCACGGAAGAACACUUGGUUGCCUAGCAACAACGCACUCCAAAGCAAUCCACAAACUGGACGUGCCGUCGUUUGAUUGGCCAAUCGCUCCGUUCCCACGGCUACAGUAUCCUCUGGAGGAGUUCACCCGUGAGAACGCUCAGGAGGAGGCGCGCUGCCUGGAGGAGGUGGAGGAUCUGAUCAUUAAGUGGAGGCAGAAGGGGAGGCCAGUGGCUGGGAUCGUUAUUGAACCAAUUCAAGCUGAAGGUGGGGAUAACCACGCCUCUCCAGACUUCUUCAGGAGCCUCCGCAGCAUCGCUCGCAAGCACGGCUGUGCGUUCCAUGUGGAUGAGGUUCAGACGGGGGGUGGGGCCACUGGGAAGUUCUGGGCUCAUGAGCACUGGGGAAUGGAUGACCCUGCAGAUAUCGUAUCUUUCAGUAAGAAGCUGCUGACCGGAGGAUAUUACCACAGAGACGAGCUGCAGGCUGACAAGCCGUACCGUAUCUUUAAUACAUGGAUGGGUGACCCAUCAAAGAACCUGAUCCUGGCUGAAGUCCUGAACGUGAUCCGCAGAGAGAACCUUCUGGAGGAAGUGUCCCGUUCAGGGAAAGCUCUACUCAACGGCCUCUAUGCGCUGCAGGCUCAAUACCCCUCCAUUCUUAGCCGAGCUCGGGGACAGGGAACCUUCUGUGCCAUUGAUAUCUGUGACGAUGCCACACGCAGCAGUCUGCUCACCAAGGCCAGAGACAAAGGUGUCCUCCUGGGUGGCUGUGGGGACCGGUCUAUCCGGUUCCGUCCAGCCCUGGUCUUUAAGGAGGACCACGUCCACAUGUUCCUGAACAUCUUCAAUGACGUGUUGGCCCAGCACAAAUAAGAUCCGCCCACUGACCUCCUGAUUGGAUCGCACACUGUCAGCUGUUUACAGGUCCAGGACCAAGACUCCAUCAAUCCGACCAAUCAACAUCAACCUCAUUUCAUCAUCUACUCAGAGAACCAAUCAGAGAGCAGCUGGUCCGUGUGCUGUUCAAGAGAUCAACAGUGAGCUUAAAAAUACAAGACAUUAUAUAACUAACAAAGAUAAAAAUGAAUAAUAAUAUUAAAAUUAACAAUGUAAACGCUGUAAUAAAUAUCAUUGUUUGACUGACAUCAGCGUAAAUGUGGAGAAGGUUGCAGAGCUCAACAGACUCUGAGGUAAAAACCUCCUUUCAUUUCUCCACUGUAGAUCUGAAUCUGACCACAUAUAAUAAUAAUAACAGAGAUAAGAGCAUCAGGGUUAGUGAGGGGAGAGGUGCCCCUGUAGGUCCUCAAAAGGCCUAAACCAGGUUUUUAAAUCCAAGGUCAUUAAAGGUUUUUCAACUCAAUUCCACCUUAAAUUUGGGAAAACACUGAUUUAAACACUUCUGGAUCCGCUGUCUCUAGUAUCAAUCAGCUGUUUCUAUUCUGGAUCAUCUGUCUCUAGACUGAAUCAGCUGUUUCUAGCCUGGAUCAGCUGGUUUAGAGCUGUUUCUUGUCUGGAUCAGCUGUCUCUAGUCUGAAUCAGAUGUUUCUAGUCUGGAUCAGCUGGUUUGGAGCUGUUUCUAGUCUGGAUCAGCUGUCUCUAGUCUGGAUCAGCUGUCUCUAGUCUGAAUCAGCUGUUUCUAGUCUGAAUCAGCUGUUUUUAGUCUGGAUCAGCUGUUUCUAGUCUGAAUCAGCUGUCUCUAGUCUGGAUCAGCUGUCUCUAGUCUGAAUCAGCUGUUUCUAGUCUGAAUCAGCUGUUUUUAGUCUGGAUCAGCUGUUUCUAGUCUGAAUCAGCUGUUUCUAGUCUGAAUCAGCUGUCUCUAGUCUGGAUCAGCUGUUUCUAGUCUGAAUCAGCUGUCUCUAGUCUGGAUCAGCUGUUUCUAGUCUGAAUCAGCUGUUUCUAGUCUGAAUCAGCUGUCUCUAGUCUGGAUCAGCUGUCUCUAGUCUGGAUCAGCUGUCUCUAGUCUGAAUCAGCUGUUUCUAGUCUGAAUCAGCUGUCUCUAGUCUGGAUCAGCUGUCUCUAGUCUGAAUCAGCUGUUUCUAGUCUGAAUCAGCUGUUUUUAGUCUGGAUCAGCUGUUUCUAGUCUGAAUCAGCUGUUUCUAGUCUGAAUCAGCUG
Messenger RNA from Cheilinus undulatus (humphead wrasse), 2813 nucleotides. It is a transcript of the gene abat, whose product is annotated as 4-aminobutyrate aminotransferase. Gene Ontology annotation, molecular function: pyridoxal phosphate binding. Gene Ontology annotation, biological process: GABA catabolic process. Lineage: Eukaryota; Metazoa; Chordata; Actinopteri; Labriformes; Labridae. Bases 71 to 1573 code for a protein of 500 amino acids. The record is from RefSeq and is a predicted model, not a curated record. The transcript is spliced from 15 exons. Gene Ontology annotation, cellular component: mitochondrion.